Messenger RNA from Poecilia latipinna (sailfin molly), 2885 nucleotides. It is a transcript of the gene bbs9, whose product is annotated as Bardet-Biedl syndrome 9. The record is from RefSeq and is a predicted model, not a curated record. The transcript has 23 exons. NCBI's taxonomy places the organism in Eukaryota, Metazoa, Chordata, Actinopteri, Cyprinodontiformes, Poeciliidae. Gene Ontology annotation, cellular component: membrane; BBSome. Gene Ontology annotation, biological process: cilium assembly. Bases 142 to 2811 code for a protein of 889 amino acids.
CGCACUAACUCAGCUUCUCCGUUUGGCGUCACUGUCAUGACAACAAGGCGAUGGCUCCAAGCGAGAAGAUGAGAAAUGUGAUGUUUGCGUGAAGAAGGAGUAACAAACGAGGAGUAACGCUUCUGUAAAGUUGGAGGCGCCAUGUCUCUUUUCAAAGCCCGUGACUGGUGGUCAGCUGCUCUCGGUGAGGGAGAGGAAUUUGACCAGGGAUGCCUGUGUGUCGGAGAUGUGGACAACAGUGGUACAGGACAUGACAAGAUUGUUGUGGGCAGCUACAUGGGGAUGCUGCGGAUUUUCUCCCCAAAUGCCAAUAAGCUGAGCGAUGGCGGCAUGGCCGAAUCACAGCUCCUUGAAGUUCAACUUCAAAAUGCCAUUAUUCAGGUGGAAGUUGGGAAGUUCGUCUCGUGUUCAGACCUCCUUCAUCUGGCUGUUCUUCACCCAAGAAAGCUGUCAGUUUACUCUGUGACAGGUUCUUCAGGUAAUGUGGAACAUGGAGAUCAGUACCAGUUGAAGUUAGUGUAUGAGCAUAACCUGCAAAGAACAGCCUGCAACAUGACGUAUGGCACGUUUGGAGGAGUCACAGGUCACCAUUCCUUGUGCAUCCAGUCUAUGGAUGGGAUGUUGAUGUUCUUUGAGCAGGACAGCUACUCUUUUGGCAGGUUCCUUCCUGGCUUUCUGCUGCCCGGUCCGCUGGUCUACAGUCCCAGAACCGACAGCUUCCUCACCGUGUCUUCUGCACGCCAGCUUGAAGGCUACAAGUAUGAGACUCUGGCCGUUGCUACAGAUGCAGAGAGUCGACAGGAUUCUGAUUUACUUCCUAAAACUGGGGGCAAGAGGCUGACGCCUGACUGGACAUUUGUCCUGGGAGAACAGGCCCUGGACAUAUCAGUACCCUCAUUCUCCCAUUCCUCGUCCUCCAUCCUUGUGCUGGGCGAGAGGAACCUCUUCUGUCUUCGUGAUAACGGACAGAUACGCUUCAUGAAGAAACUAGAAUUUAAUCCCAGCUGUUUCCUACCCUAUAUCUCAGUGAAAGAUGGCACCACAAACCUGCUGCUUGGUAACCACAACAACAUGCUGCUGGUCUACCAGGACGUCACGCUGAAGUGGGCAGCCCAGCUUCCCCUUGUCCCCGUGGCUGUUCGUGUCGCCAAUCUCCCGGAGCUGAAGGGUGUUGUGGUCAGUCUGAGCUCAGACGGACAUCUUUUGUGCUCUUACAUGGGUACAGACCCCUCCUUUUUCUCAACUCCAAAAGUAGAUGCCAGGGAGGCUGAUUAUGAGCAGAUUGAUGCUGAGAUGAAGAAACUGCAGAAGUUCAUCAGAGAGGCUACAAGGACUCAAGAUAUACUCCCCAAAUCUGAUGCUGUGGAUGAUCUGUCUGUCAAGGCGACUGUGUCUUCAUGCCUCGACACACCAUCGCAAGCUCUAAUCCAAGACAUUGAUGGUCUGCCUGUACCCUCAGUUACUGUACAGGUGAAGGUGAAGGCCAACUCUGUGCUACAGUCUGCUAAGCUGUCCAUUUGUGUCCAGCCCCCCCUGGCUGUCACUCAGGACCAGUUUGUUUUGGAACCAAUGGGUGUUGGUUCAACCAAAGAAGUGGCUUUUUCAGCUUUCCUCAAUGGCCAAUACCCCCCUGCUGAUCUGACCGGAGAUAUUGUCGUGUCCUAUAGUGCGCCAACAGAGCUUAAUCCAAAAGGGGUUCCCAGGGUUCUCCAGUCCAGGUUCAGUCUUCCUCUGGCUCUGGUGUGUGUACCUUCAUCUCCAGCCAAAAACACCAAGUUUAAGAUCACUGUGGACACCAACCAGCCACCAGUUGACCUCAGCUCUAUCUUCAGAGAGUUUUCAACAAAAACAGAAGAUAAGGAUGGGAACAGUUUGGCUUUUCAGUUUCUAUCAGGAGCCAAAGUCACUGUGCUGGCCUCUAAGACCUCCCAGCGUUACCGCAUUCAGAGUGACAGUUUUGAGGACAUGUGGCUGGUGGUGAAGGAACUCGUUCAAAGGUUUGAUCAACAUUUCUCCAAAUUGGGAAUCAAAGACUUCAAGAAAAGCUUUAGUGGUCCUAUGCCACUUCAAGAAUACUUCCUGUCUGUAGACAAUCACUUUCAGCUGCGUGUCAGUGCUCAGCAGUAUCAGGAUCUGCUGUCAGAGCGAGCUGUCCAGUUCAGAGCUAUCCAGAGGCGACUGCUGACCCGAUUCAAAGACAAGACCCCGGCACCUCUCCAGAACCUGGACAAACUGCUGGACGCCACUUACAACCAGGUCAUUGCUUUGGCCGAGGCUGCAGAGGAGAACCGGGCGCUACUGGAGCAGGCUUUCGUCCGACUGCGGAGCUCCACUCACCUGCUGGUGCUGCUGCUGUCCCUGUGGCAGGGCCUGACCCCCGACCAGACUGCCAUUCUGGAGGCCACCUUGCUGCCGCUGUUGCAGGACACACCGCAGCUGGGCUGGGAGGAGAGCUGUGAUGCGGCUGUCUCUCACCUUCUCCGGAGCUGCUUGUCGCGAAGCCCCAAGGACCAGGCCACUUCUCUGGCCCAGGCAGGCGGCCCCGUGCUGGGCCUUCCCCAAGACACCACCCGCCUCAAGAAACACAUAGCCCUGCUCUGUGAUCGCAUCGGGAAGGGAGGCCGGCUCACCCUGGCCUCUGAAGCUAAUGUCCAGAUCCCUGCACAGAUUCAGAAUCUUGCUGCUCCAGGAGGUGUUGAGCCAAUAGCAGAGGUUUCUGGUGAUGGGGAGGAGCUGGAACCUGCACAAGAAAUGACCAAAUUCAUCAAGAAGAAACCGUCGAAGAAAGUCAAGAAAGUGGAACAAUUGUGACUGCCAAAAACAACCUGCAAAUGACCACAUUAGGUCAACUGUGUUUCCAUGACAAUAAACAUCACAAAGCUGGA